Messenger RNA from Megalops cyprinoides (Indo-Pacific tarpon), 1810 nucleotides. It is a transcript of the gene slc22a17, whose product is annotated as solute carrier family 22 member 17. Gene Ontology annotation, molecular function: transmembrane transporter activity. Gene Ontology annotation, biological process: transmembrane transport. Gene Ontology annotation, cellular component: membrane. The transcript is spliced from 9 exons. Bases 1 to 1731 code for a protein of 576 amino acids. Lineage: Eukaryota; Metazoa; Chordata; Actinopteri; Elopiformes; Megalopidae. The record is from RefSeq and is a predicted model, not a curated record.
AUGACCUCCCCCUCGUCACCCCUCCCCUCCCCGUCCCCCUGUCCCCCGCCACCUCCGUCCCUCCCGUCCUCCCCCACCCCGUCGUCUCCCGCCCCCUCCGCUCUCCCCCCUCCUCCCUCCCUCCCCCCCACUGGGGAGGUGAUGAUCCUGGCACUGGGGCGGAAGAAGCAGCGCCUGCUCCUCUGCCUCUCGGUCCUGCCCAACCUCUUCCUGUCCUUCCUGCUGUCCUCCGACCCCCUGCUCACCCUCUCCUCGCCUCACCACUGCCGCCUGCCCGUGGCCUCGCCGUCGCCCGAGCUCCUCAACUACUCUCUGCCCUGGGAGAGCGGCGCCCGGGAGGGUGACAAAGGCGGCUGGUCUCAGUGCAAGCAGUACCAGUUCGUCAAUGGCACCCAGUCUGGCGUGGUGAACUGCGAGGAUGGCUGGGACUACAACGUCACCGAGGGACUGAGGAAUAACAUCGUUACAGAGUGGGACCUGGUGUGUGGUCAGUACUGGCUGGUGCCCGUGGAGGAGGUGUGCUUCAUACUCGGAAUCCUGACCGGCUGCCUGGGCCUGGGCUACGCUGCUGACCGGCUGGGCAGGCUGAAGACUCUGCUCACCUCCCUGACCCUGUCAGUGAUUUUUGGGGUGCUGGUGUGCGUCUCUCCCUCGCCUUCUCUCUUCAUCAUCACGCGCUUCUGCCUGGCUGCGGCCACCGCUGGAGUUUACCUCACUCUGUACAUCACCCGUCUGGAACUCUGCGACCCAUCGUUAAGGUUGCUGGUCACCAUGGUGGCUGGCCUGACAACAGUUGCUGGGGAGUUGCUGCUGCUGGGUGUGGCUCUGGGAUGUCAGUCUUGGAGGGGGCUGCUGGGAGCAGGGACUGCACCGCUCUCUCUGUUCCUGAGCUAUGGUGUGCCCGGGGUGUUUCCCGAGUCUCCUCGCUGGCUCCUGCUCUCUGAGAGAUCCACAGACCUGCAUUCCUUCAGCGAGCGGAGAGAGAGAGAGAGGGAUGAUGACAGCUUCACAGAGCUAGAGUCGGAGCCGCCCCCCUCUGGACGGCCCCACCUGUCCUUCCCCGAACUUUUGCACAGCAGGAACAUCUGGAAGAACAUGUGUGUGCUGGGAUUCACAUCAUUUAUCUCUCAUGGGAUCAGUCACUGCUACAGUUCUUUCCGUGGUGAUGUCCGAGGCACCGCCCCCAGUUUCUAUUGGACUUACCUGCUCUCUGUCUGUGCGGGUGGCGGAGCCUGGCUGUUGCUAUGGGCAACUGUGGACAGGUGUGGUCGCCGUGGCAUCCUGCUUCUGGCAAUGACGAUGACAGGUUUAGCCUCUCUUAUUCUGCUGGGACUGAUGGAGUAUCUCAGUGAGUCGGCCAUAACGGUGUUCUCGGUGCUCGGUCUCUUCUCGUCCCAGGCCGCAGCUUCCCUCUGUAUCCUCUUCACAGCCGAGGUCAUCCCCACAGUUAUCAGAGGCGUUGGUGUGGGUAUGGUGAUGGCCCUGGGCUGUGUGGGUCGCCUCAGUUCCCCUCUUAUGGACCUGCGUAAUCACUAUGGCUACUUCCUGCACCACGUGGUGUACUCGUCCCUGGCCCUGCUGGCCGUGCUCUCCAUCCUGCUGCUGCCCGAGAGUAAGAGGAAGCCCCUGCCCCAGACGCUGGCCGACGGGGAGCAGUACCGGCGCCCCCCGCUGGGCCGGAGGAGGAGGGACAACGUACCCCUGCUGGCCACACCCAACCCAGAGACCUAGUACCUGCCCGUGCUUGUCCGCCACAGCCAUCCGCCAGAGUAACGGCACGUCCGCGCAGAACAGAGAGGGGCCAGCUGAG